AUGCUACUAAAACAAGUCGCACUACUAGUAUCUCGUGUGGAAAAUUCAAAUUACUGCUUGACACCAAGAAGAAGAAAUUCGAAGAAGAAUUUGAAAGCAUUCAUCUUGCAAAUCAAUACACCAGAAGUUUGAAGUAUACCUUCUACCACGUUCUUGUAAAUAGACUUAUUUUCCCUGUAGGAUUCAAGAGGUCUGCGCUCGUCUCCUGUCUUCAUCCUGAUUCCACCACUUGUACCCUCACCAACAGGCAGCUGCAAGGAUUGUUGGAAUAGUCUUUCCUUUUCGCCGGCAUAAUUGUAGUUCCGGUUUGGUGGUUCCAAGGACUAGGUGCAGGCGGCGGAGGAAGACGAGUAAACUGCAACAAGGCGAGCCUCCGAGCAGCAGUAGUACUACUGUGUCCUUCGCGCCCCCCCGCUGGUGGUUCGCGACUACCUUCGGAAUGAUCAUGGGCAGUGUUGUAAAAAAGUUGAAAUUUUAAUGCCUUUCGUCGCCUUUCACGGAGCAGUUAAGAGGUAAAAAGCAGCAGCUGCCUCAUGAAACAGAUGAACCACGAACCAGUCUCAUUACCGAGUCAAGCGUUUCUACUGGAGUAAAAAAUUUGAAAAAACGACUCCUACUAUUGCAGCAAUCAACCCUAUCUUGGACCACGAAGACUGACGCGUGUCACCAAAUAAAGGUUUCUUCUCAAAUGAAUUUGUGUACAACCUGAUGAACACAUCGUCAGCAAAGACUUCCGGCAAGAAAGAUGGUCGUGCAAGAGGCCCUGUCGCUAGUCUAACGUUUUCUUCUAUGUGCUAGCGAGCAC
Molecule: messenger RNA, 805 nt
Organism: Amoebophrya sp. A120
Lineage: Eukaryota; Dinophyceae; Syndiniales; Amoebophryaceae
Source: the annotation of a GenBank genome assembly